UCACGGCAGUUUCUCGCUGAUUUCGAGAGAGAAAAUCGCUUUGUGCGAAAGUCUGCAGAUAUGAAUACGCGCGCUGCAUUGUCGAUAGUUCUGUCGCUGCUUAUUUUACUACCAUCAUCGUUCGCAGAAGCUAAUCAUUCCGCUGAAGUAGAAUGCGGCAAAUACACGAGAUACGACAGAGAGCUAAUUGAGAAUGGAGGCAAGGUUAUAUCGACGGUGUUCCCUUGGCAUGUCCUUAUCUACUUAAAAAAAAGGGACAUGACAUACAUUCAGAUAUGCGGUGGUUCUCUCAUCCGCAACAAUCUCGUCGUCUCAGCGGCUCAUUGCUUCUAUGACGAGGACUCAAGACACGUUAAAAAUGCAUCGAGUUUCGUUGUGGCAGCCGGCAAGCGUUAUCGUGCCUGGGAUGCCGAUCAGCAGUACAGUCAGAAGUCAUUGGUGGAGAGCAUCGAAGUGAAAGAUAGAUAUUUGGGCCUGGCAGGUAACUUUAUUAUGGACAUAGCCCUACUGAAGCUGAACACGCCGUUUGAGCUAAAUAUGCUGGUACAUCCCAUCUGCAUCGAUUGGGAAAGGGAAAACUUGUACGAGAGAGAUCCGUUGCAAUCGCAACUUAGCAAGAUGGUUUCAUGGAGUAAAAUCAUCAAAGACGAAUCUAAUCAGAGACGAAUCAUCAAAGACGAAUCUAAUCAGACUUUACACGAAAUUGACAUGCCGUACGUGACGUACAUGCAAUGCAAGGCUGAAAGCCCUAGAGAUGUUCAUAGAUUUCUCACGGUGGACAAGUUCUGCGCAGGCCGUUUGAAUGAUUCGAGCACCUGUAAUGGAGAUGGCGGUAGUGGCCUGUAUAUUAAGAAGGGAGAAGUUUGGUAUCUUCGCGGUAUCGCCAGUGUCAAAUUCGGGGCUUUCGAUGAAUGCAACUCAUACAGUGGAUUCACCAACAUCAAUUUCUUCUAUGAUUGGAUUCGCAAGGCUUACGACAGUGCAUAAACGUGUAGAAGGACGUCGGUUGUCCGAUGCAUAACAUAUGUAACCGGCAUCGUAUUGAGUUUAUAAUUUUGCGAGAUGAAUGAGUAUGAAUGACAUAACAGUGACAAAAACUUAAAAAGUAACCAUUGCACUGCGUUUUUUGUUAAAUAUUCUUAUACCGCUAUAUAUUCCUUAUUGCUUUAUACUUCUAUACUGCAAUAUCGUAAUCAGGUGAUAGAGGGGCGUAAACGGAAAAGUGGGUUGGAGGAUUUUCGUGAUUGAAUUCUGUAAUAGUAUGUAUUGAAUAACUACCUAAGUUGAACGACAUAUCCUUUUUUUAUCUUCUUUGCAUACACAAUCGCUGGAUUGUCACUUACGUUCUUUGUAACUUUUUACUCUGUAUAUGUACUAUGAUAUGGGUACAAAUUUUUGAAAAAUAUAACAAAUUUUUAAAAAA
Molecule: messenger RNA, 1423 nt
Organism: Harpegnathos saltator (Jerdon's jumping ant)
Lineage: Eukaryota; Metazoa; Arthropoda; Insecta; Hymenoptera; Formicidae
Product: modular serine protease
Exons: 5
Coding region: 61-987 (308 amino acids)
Biological process (GO): proteolysis
Molecular function (GO): serine-type endopeptidase activity
Source: RefSeq, a predicted model, not a curated record